Messenger RNA from Spinacia oleracea (spinach), 2853 nucleotides. RefSeq names its product sucrose synthase 7. Bases 1 to 2529 code for a protein of 842 amino acids. Gene Ontology annotation, biological process: sucrose metabolic process. Gene Ontology annotation, molecular function: sucrose synthase activity. The transcript has 15 exons. The record is from RefSeq and is a predicted model, not a curated record. Lineage: Eukaryota; Viridiplantae; Streptophyta; Magnoliopsida; Caryophyllales; Amaranthaceae.
AUGGCUGCUUCACCGGCAUUGAUGAAAUCCGAUUCAAUAGCAGAUAACAUGCCAGAAGCGUUGAGGGAGAGAAGAUACCAAAUGAAGAGGUGUUUCGCUAGGUAUUUACAGCAAGGGAAACGGUUGAUGAAGCUUCAUCAUCUUAUGGACGAGCUUGAGAAAUCCAUUGAUGACCAUGCUGAAAGAACUCAACUCUUAGAAGGAACACUUGGUUACAUUUUGUGCUCUACCCAGGAAGCGGCUGUUGUUCCUCCUCAUGUUGCCUUCGCAGUAAGACCUAACCCUGGCUAUUGGGAAUACGUUAAAGUCAAUGCUCACCAUCUCACAGUUGAAGGCAUCACUGCAACUGAGUAUCUGAAAUUCAAAGAGACCAUAUAUGAUGACAAAUGGGCCACAGAUGAAAAUGCACUAGAGGUGGACUUUGGGGCACUGGAGCACUCUACUCCACACCUUACUCUGUCUUCUUCCAUUGGAAAAGGAAUGAAUUUUGUAUCAAAGUUCUUGAGUUCAAAGCUAUGGGCAGAGAAAGAGGCUGCAAAGCCUCUUGUGGAACACAUGCUGUCAAUGAAACACCGCGAUGAUAAAUUAAUGAUCAACGAGACACUGAACACACCAGCAAAGCUACAGGCCGCACUAGUUGUUGCUGAUGUGUUUCUUUCAUCAUUUUCUACCGAUACACCAUUCCAAAACUUCGAAUUGAGAUUAAAGGAGUGGGGUUUUGAGAAAGGAUGGGGUGAUACAGCAGCAAGAGUCAGAGAGACUAUGCAUUCUCUGUCUGAGGUGCUCCAGGCACCAGACCCAGUAAACGUGGAGAACUUCUUUGGCAGGCUUCCCACAAUUUUUAAUAUUGUGAUAUUCUCAGUUCACGGUUACUUUGGCCAAGCAAACGUUCUUGGCUUGCCAGAUACUGGAGGCCAGGUGGUUUAUAUUUUGGAUCAAGUCAGAGCACUGGAAGAGGAAUUGCUCAUCAGAUUCAAGAACCAAGGGCUUAAUGUAAAGCCCCAAAUUCUAGUGGUCACCAGGCUAAUACCAGAUGCUCAAGGAACCAAGUGCAAUCAAGAGCUCGAAGCAAUUGAGGGCACAAAGUACUCUAACAUUCUUCGCGUUCCAUUCAGAACGGAGAAUGGGGUCCUCCGCCAAUGGGUCUCCCGUUUUGACAUAUACCCAUACCUUGAGAAGUAUACACAGGAUGCCACAACCAAAAUCCUUGAGCUGAUGGAAGGAAAGCCUGACCUUAUUAUUGGAAACUACACUGAUGGAAACCUGGUAGCCUCACUCAUGGCAAACAAGCUUCAAGUAACACUGGCUACAAUAGCACAUGCCUUAGAAAAGACGAAGUAUGAAAACUCAGAUGUCAACUGGAAACAAAAGGAUUCCAAGUACCACUUUUCAUGUCAGUUUACAGCCGAUAUAAUAGCAAUGAACUCAGCAGAUUUCAUCAUCACAAGCACAUUUCAAGAAAUUGCAGGAAGCAAAGAAAGACCUGGCCAGUAUGAAAGUCAUGCAGCAUACACACUCCCAGGACUAUAUAGGGUGGCUUCAGGCAUCAAUGUUUUUGAUCCCAAAUUCAAUAUUGCUGCACCUGGAGCAGACCAAACUGUCUACUUUCCAUCGACAGAAGCACAACGACGGUUCACACACUUCCAUCCAGCUAUUCAAGAAUUACUGUUCAAUGAUAAGGAUAAUGAUGAACACAUUGGAUUUCUGGAAGACAAGAAGAAACCCAUCAUUUUCUCCAUGGCAAGGCUGGAUACAGUGAAAAAUAUUACUGGCCUGGUUGAGUGGUAUGGGAAGAAUGAAAGACUCAGAAGUCUAGUCAACCUUGUCGUUGUUGCAGGUUUCUUUGACCCCUCAAAAUCCAAGGAUAGAGAAGAAACGGCUGAAAUACGGAGGAUGCCCACAUUGAUAGAGAAAUACAGAUUGAAGGGUCACUUUAGAUGGAUUGCUGCCCAGACUGAUAAGUACAGAAACGGGGAGCUGUAUCGUUUCAUAGCUGACACACGAGGUGCUUUUGUACAACCUGCUCUAUACGAAGCCUUUGGUCUUACAGUCAUUGAAGCAAUGAAUUGUGGAUUGCCCACUUUUGCUACAAAUCAAGGGGGACCAGCUGAGAUUAUAGUUGAUGGAGUCUCUGGUUUUCAUAUUGAUCCCCACAAUGGAGACGAGGCAAGCAACAAAAUCGCAGACUUUUUCCAGAAGUGCAAGAAUGACGAUGAAUACUGGAAUACAGUCUCCGCAGCAAGUUUACAGCGAAUAUAUGAAUGCUACACAUGGAAGAUCUAUGCAAACAAACUGUUGAAUAUGGGCAACAUGUACACUUUCUGGAAAAUGCUGAACUGUAAAGAGAAGCUAGCAAAGCAGAGAUACGUCCAAAUGUUCUACAAUCUAGAAUAUAGGAAUCUGGUGAAAACUGUGCCUAUCCCGAGCUAUGAACUUCCGAAGCCAGUACCAAAGCCAAUAGUAAGGCCGCAGCCCCCCAAAAGCACCAGACGCCAGCAGACUCGGAUACAGAGGUGGUUCGGGGCUUAACUCAGUGCAUGACACGGUUUGAAAUUUCUCCAUUCAACACGUAUAUAGCUGUAUACAAACUUAUCUCGAAGCUGCUCUUAAUUCUUGUCCUCCUGGUUCUCCUCUUUGUAAUGUGUUGGACUCAUUUCUCAACUAACCAUAGUCAAAAGGCAUUGCCUUUUUGAAUAAUAAUACCUUGAUGUUCUUGUGAACACUCUUUGGAUGUUUCCCGACUUUGGGAUCAUGCACACAUGUAAUAUAUUUCUGAAACUAAAAGUACUGUAAAUAUAUCAGAAGGAUAUACUUCAACUACUACUUGGUAUAUGGAACACUCUUCUAUCUUCA